Dunckerocampus dactyliophorus (ringed pipefish) is the source of this 2671-nucleotide messenger RNA. RefSeq names its product nuclear prelamin A recognition factor (gene narf). Gene Ontology annotation, cellular component: lamin filament. NCBI's taxonomy places the organism in Eukaryota, Metazoa, Chordata, Actinopteri, Syngnathiformes, Syngnathidae. The transcript is spliced from 12 exons. The record is from RefSeq and is a predicted model, not a curated record. The coding region runs from base 276 to 1667 and encodes 463 amino acids. Gene Ontology annotation, molecular function: lamin binding.
UAUAACAAUGGAGUCGGACGUUCAUAGACAUGACUGGGUUUGACAAACGCCGAUUCCUUUAAAAUCACCCGUUUGUGUGUCAUGAAAUAACGAUAGCGACUUACGAUACGAGUCCCAUCGACAAGGAAUGCACCGACCUUGCCUUUAUACUUGAGCUGUGCUGAGUGCUUGUGGUUUCACCUUUUCUUCUGGGCUCUUUUGGCAGCGGGAGCUCCUCCAGUGGUGCUGAUGUUCGUGUCUUUUGUCUCUUCACAGUUGCAUACUGAUAACAGCUUAUGAAAAUGUCUGAGGUCGGCAUCGGGAAGCGCAAGGAAAAGUGCGAGAACUGCACCAAGCAGUGCAACAAGAAACAGAGCAAUGAUGAUAUCAGCGCACAUCAGGAGAGCGAUCUCGUCAAUGGACAGGAGCGUGAAGGAUCGCAGUUGCUCCUCAGUGCGUGUCUAUCCUGUGACGGCUGUAUGUCUGAGGAGGAGAGCCUGAAGGUCUCUCAACAGAACUUGGAGGAAGUAGAGCGUGUUUUUGCUCUCAAUAAGAAGUGUGACGUGGCGAAGCACAAGGUUCUGGUGGCGUCGGUGUGUCCACAAUCGCUGCCUUUUUUUGCCGUAAAGUUUGACCUGGACAUCGCUGAGGCUGCCAAUAAACUUUGUGGUUUUCUCAAGAGUCUUGGGGUGCAGUUUGUGUUUGAUACCACUCUGGCAGCAGGUUUCAGCAUCAUUGAGAGUCAAAAGGAGUUCAUUCAGAGGUACCGCAGGAGGCACCAUGACUCCCACGCCUUGCCUAUGUUCACCUCCUCCUGUCCAGGCUGGAUACGCUAUUCAGAGCGCGUCCUUGGAAGUUUGGUCACCCCGCACAUCUGCACAGCAAGGUCUCCGCAGCAGAUUAUGGGCUGUCUAGUCAAGGACUACUUCUCUAAACAGCAGAAGAUAAAUGUUGACAAAGUGUACCAUAUGGUGGUGGCUCCCUGCUUUGACAAAAAACUGGAGGCUGUCAGAGAAGAGUUUUACAACAGUCUGCUGGAGAGCAGAGAUGUGGACUGUGUCCUGACCUCAGGGGAGAUUUACUACCUUAUGCAACAGAAGAAGGUCUCUGUGGAGGAGCUGGACUCUGUUCCAUUGGACCAUGUGCUGGGUGAUGGUGGAGACGUGGCGCUGGUUCGACAUGAAGGCCACGGUUCUGAGGGUUUUCUGGAACAUGUGUUCAAGCAUGCUGCCAAAGAGCUAUUUGGUCUGGAUGUCCACAAGAUCACAUAUAAGACCCUUAGGAACCGCGAUUUCCAGGAGGUGACGCUAGAGCGAGAUGGAGAAACGCUGCUGCAAUUUGCUGCCGUCUAUGGUUUCAGGAACAUCCAGACCCUGGUGCACCGCAUGAGGAAAGGACGGGUGCCUUACCAGCUGGUGGAAGUGUUGUCCUGCCCAGGAGGGUGCUUGAGCGGCCGUGGUCAAGCAGAGUAUGAGACAGCGGGCCGAGUGGAUAAAAACCUGGUCCAGCAGAUGGAGGAGGCUUACAGCAGCUUGUCAGUCAGUCUCCCGGAGGUCAACCCCACCCUGCAGACCCUUUAUCAAGACUGGCUUCAGGGCCAGGAGUCACAUCAGGCUGGCAAGCUACUGCACACCCAGUAUAAGAGUCAGAGACAGAUGCCCUCACAUCCCCCACACAUGCAGUGGUGAGGAUAAAGGAGCAAUGAUUUUAAUGAGGGUCCACCUUUGGGAAUCCACUUGAACUGUCUCACAGGUUAUCAUUGGGAUAAGUUAAGGACAAGCUUGUAUGUUUAAACCAAUCAGAGCUGGACGCAGUAGAUGCAGUUCUUCCACUGGAGGGCGCUGUAUAACAGAUAAGCGUCCAACAAAAAAAGACUUGUGCAGACAAGGUCACAAAUGUGAUGUGGUUUAUGUUGACAGACCAAGCAAUAAGCCAACAAACAAAAGCUCAUCUGAACGUACAUAAGGAGCGUGUAUUUCAAAUCCACACCAGCCCAACGUGAAAUGUGUUAAAUGUUUACAAUAAGUGUUAUAAUAAUCAUUAUGCAGCAGUAAUCAUCCUAUUGUCUCAUCAGUCAAUGACAAAUGUGAGUUUCAAGCCUGAUCAGUAUUUUUUUUUUGUAAUGGUACAAGCUCUGGUAGCAGGGAGGAAUAGUGGUUAACCUCAUAGUCGUCAUAGAGUUCCGGGUUUGAACAUCUAUGCAUGUUUGCUUGUUUGUAUGUGCCCUGAGAUUGACUGGCAACCAGUCCAGGGUGUACCUCGCCUCUUGCUCAAAGUCAGCUGGGGUGGGUUCUAGCACACACGCAAUUUUAGGACAAGUGGUAUAGAAAACCAAUGGUUAUUCGCCAUUCAGCACAACAAACACUGGCUAAUAUUUGUUUUAAUUUAUAUGUUGUUGGUGUUCUGUCUUUUAUAAGAUCAAUACAUGCUGACCACUAAAAAAAAAAAAAGUCUGACCACUGAAAAUUGUUGGUCUUAUUCUUUUAGAGCAGGGGUGUCCAAAGUGUGGCGGUGUGAAAUUAAACAAACAAAAAGUUUUGGGGAAAAAUAGAGCAAAAAGGCACAAUGCAAAGAGGAAACGCUAAAAUGUUGCUACUAAUAACAAAAAUGCAAAGCUUUGUCUUUAAAUAUAUACAUAUUCAAUGUAUAUACGGUACAAAAUUGUAAUAAAUAUAUAUGGUAUAUCAAAGUG